Molecule: messenger RNA, 1655 nt
Organism: Psammomys obesus (fat sand rat)
Lineage: Eukaryota; Metazoa; Chordata; Mammalia; Rodentia; Muridae
Gene: Mlh3
Product: mutL homolog 3
Exons: 7
Coding region: 1-699 (232 amino acids)
Biological process (GO): mismatch repair
Cellular component (GO): mismatch repair complex
Molecular function (GO): ATP-dependent DNA damage sensor activity; ATP hydrolysis activity
Source: RefSeq, a predicted model, not a curated record
AUGGACAGCCUUAAUGUCAAAGAAUUAGACUCCUAUGAGAAGCAAGCGCCACAAAGCUCUGGUCGGAAGAAAUUACUGUCUUCCACGAUAAUUCCUCCACUAGCAAUCACAGUGUCAGAGGGACAGAGGAGACUCUUACGGUCUUACCACAAACACUUAGAAGAUCUGGGCCUUGAGUUGCUCUUUCCAGAUGCCAGUGAUGCUUUGAUCCUUGUGGGGAAAGUGCCGCUCUGCUUUGUAGAAAGAGAAGCCAAUGAACUUCGAAGAGGAAGAUCUACUGUGACGAAGAGCAUUGUGGAGGAAUUUAUUCGAGAACAAGUGGAGCUGCUCCAGACCACAGGAGGCAUCCAAGGGACAUUGCCGUUGACUGUCCAGAAGGUAUUGGCCUCCCAGGCUUGUCACGGGGCCAUUAAGUUUAAUGAUUGCCUGAGCCUCGAGGAGAGCUAUCGCCUUAUCGAAGCUCUGUCUUUGUGCCAGCUGCCAUUCCAGUGUGCUCAUGGGAGACCUUCAAUGCUGCCCUUAGCUGACCUGGACCACUUGGAGCAGGAAAAACAGGUUAAACCCAAUCUUGCUAAACUCCGAAAAAUGGCCCGUGCCUGGCAUCUCUUUGGAAAAGCAGAAGGCUGUGAUAAAAGCAGAACCUGCAGCAGUCCAUGCCCCCUUGUGAACCACCAUGAGAAGAAAACUGCAGAUCUGUAAGGAGCCAAGAGGACUGGUGUGCCUCCGACAGACAGCAUGAGCAACUUGGGGUGGUACGGCUGUGAGCAGGCGGGUCAGCCGGCCGGCCGUAAGUGGGUCAGUCUCCUGGAUCAGAUGGUCCUUCUAGUUGAGCAGGCAGAUGCACUCAAGCCUAAGGACAGUUCAUUCCUUUGCACCCGUGGACACAGGAGUUUGCCAUGUAAGGCUUAUCAUUUGUAAACUGAUUGGGUGAUAAAAUGUAUGAUUUUUGUAAUUGGUAGGUUGGUUAGUUUGAGGGUGUGGCUGCUGUUUUGAGCAGUAUUUCCCCAGCCUCUCAAUUUACUUUAUGUGAGAAGAUGCGAAACCAGAGGGGCUGCUCUGCUGUCCUCAAGGUCCCCGGGCCCAGCCUCCUCCUCUCCCAUUCAGUCCUGUUUUACAUUUGUCUUCUUCGCUUCACUCCUGCUUCUUUACAUUUUAUGUUACAGAUUGAUGGUGUUUCUUUGCUCUCUAUAAAAAUGUUGUCUGAUGUCUUCCAGCAAGACUUCAGUUAUUUGGGGGAUUAAAAAUUAUUUAUAGCUGGGUGUGGUGACUUACACCUGAAUCCCAGUACAUGUGAGGCUGAGGCAAGAUGGGUGGCAGGUCACCGCUAGCCUAGGCUGUAGUGACCCUGUCUCAAAAUAAAUAAGAAACUAUUGGCAAAGAGAAGCAUAGAGUUAGAAUAGAGAAAGCUUGAUUUUUUUUUUUUUUUUUAAUUCUCUGUGUAGCCCUGGCUGUCCUGGAACUUGCUCUGUAGAGCAGGCUGGCCUCAACCCUGAGAUCCACCUGCCUCUGCUUCCCAAGGGCUGGGAUUAAAGGCAUGUGCUACUACUUCCUCACAAGAAAAUUUGCCAUCUUACCCUGGUUUUUUGAUUGUCUUACUGCUUUUUAAAACCAGAAGUGAAUGUUCAUAUCCUGAAUAACUAAAACAUUAAAAAAUA